Dendronephthya gigantea is the source of this 1750-nucleotide messenger RNA. RefSeq names its product sphingomyelinase phosphodiesterase D-like. Bases 153 to 1442 code for a protein of 429 amino acids. The transcript is spliced from 6 exons. Lineage: Eukaryota; Metazoa; Cnidaria; Anthozoa; Malacalcyonacea; Nephtheidae. The record is from RefSeq and is a predicted model, not a curated record.
CUCUGUUGAUUGUGGUGGUAAUUUCCAUCGCUCUAACAUACGCCUUAAAAUUGCAAUGCGAUGAUGAUGAAAACGAGCACACAUCUCAAACAAAUAACCCCUUAUCGUUCCUCCUGUUCUCUGAUAUCCACCUUGAUCCAUGGUACAAAGCUAUGGCUGGAGACAAGUACUGUAGGAAUACGAGUAUACAAAGCGCUUACAAUGCUUCGUAUGGAAGACCGGGUUGUGAUUCACCUUUGAAGUUACUUAAUGAAGUAUUGAAUGGCAUGAAGAGUGUUCGAGCCAAAAAUUUAACAAAAAUGGACUUUGUUAUGCUAUCAGGUAGGUGUCUUAACAUUCAAAUGGACGGCAAUUUUUGCAAAUAUGUUGCUUCAGGUGACACGUGUGCUCAUGGAAUCACAACAAACAGGAGAGAAAACGCGCUUGGGAUUAUGAAUAUAACAUCACAAGCAGUCAAAUUAGCAUUCCCGGACAUUCCUUAUUUUCCAAGUAUUGGUAACAAUGAUCUUCCAGGACAUUAUGUAAUGCCUACUGAAAAUGAUACGUGGUAUUCUGAUCUCCUGAAAAUCUGGAAAGACGGCAUAUUGUGUACAAACUGUACAAGGUCGUAUCCAACGACGUCUUUGGAUGAACUGCAAAAGACAUUUUUAUAUGGAGGGUAUUACAAGGUGUCGAUUGCAGAUGGGAGCAUGACAUUACUUGUCCUGAACUCCAUGUAUUGGACUAAAAGUACCUGGAUUUCAGCUGAUUAUUUCCAGGAGAGAGCAAACAAACAAAUAGCAUGGUUAAAAGAACAGUUGGAAUUAGCGAAUUCGACGGGGAAAAAAGUUAUUAUCACGAGCCAUAUACCCCCUGGGAUUGAUACCUUCGCCGAAAAGACUCUGUGGUUAAGUAAUUUUACUGAAUUAUACAUGGAUCUCGUUGCAAAAAAGUUUAGUGAACUUGUGGCAGGUCAAAUCUAUGCCCAUUUCCACAAAGACAGUUUCCGUUUUCUCCAAGCAGACAAGAAAAACGAUUCAUUGUCAUCGUACAUUCUGCUGAUGCCGUCUGUAUCUGUUGUGUAUAAAAAUAAUCCUAAUUUCCGCAUCGUUCAUCUGGACCCAGACCGUCAAGCAAUCACUGAUUACGAACAAUUUUACAUGAAUCUUGUUAUUAUAACAGAAUUCAACAACCCGGUAUGGCAACUAGACUACAAAUUUUCAACACGAUAUCCACCAACUGGCGAUGAUGACAAAGUUAUCAAUGGCAAAAGAAUAAAGCAUCUUAGUGAUAAUCUUAUCAGCCAAACAAACGAUAGUUUCUUCAAUGGUUUUAUCAGUUCACGACAAGUUCGCUAUCAACCUGAUUCUUUUUCCCGAUUCAAAUAUUAUUGCGCGGUGAGAUAUUACAGUCAGAAAGAUUAUGAUGCGUGCAACACGAAGUAUCCAGUAAAGGGCGGAUAAUAGUGCCAUGUUUUUUGAAUUAGUUACUUUGAUUUAAUAAAUGCACCCUAGCUCUCAACAACUCUCAACAACUGAAUACAUUUUGUCGCUUUCGUAUUUAUAUCAUGCGUGCAUUCCUCCUAGCUAGCAACAUUAGGAAGUUGAUUUAUUUCACAGCCAACUCGAUAUAGACAAGGAUAAGCGAUAAGCCUAUCUGUUUGUAUAGCUCAUCUGCGAUGCAUGAAAAACUGAGAAAUAUCUCAUGCGAUAGAAAAGAUAACUUGUGAUGGAUAAAGUGUACUUCGACAGGCCGGAUUACCAUUCUUAUG